This is a messenger RNA of Nymphaea colorata (pocket water lily), 1337 nucleotides long. Its product is annotated as GDSL esterase/lipase At2g04570-like. The record is from RefSeq and is a predicted model, not a curated record. Gene Ontology annotation, molecular function: hydrolase activity, acting on ester bonds. Lineage: Eukaryota; Viridiplantae; Streptophyta; Magnoliopsida; Nymphaeales; Nymphaeaceae. The coding region runs from base 8 to 1276 and encodes 422 amino acids. The transcript has 3 exons.
UCAACAAAUGGCAUCUUUCACCAUUACUUUCUCUUGUUUCAAAGAAGCUACAGGGCAGAAGAAGAAGGAAAGAGCCCAACCUUUUACUGCCCUUCUCCGCUUCUCUGCCUCCUUAUUGCACGGUAUGGCGCGUUGUGUUUCUCGGGGGAUUCAUAUUUUAAUGCCCCCCGCAUUGCACAAGCAGGAGGAGGAGCGGAAGGGCAGUUGGGAAGUGAUGACAACGCGCGGCGUCUUGGUCUCAAUGCUCUGGCUCCUCGUGUGUGGCAGUGGCACGUUUCCGGCGGGUUGUAUGGCCGGAAAAGUGCCUGCGGUGAUCGUCUUUGGAGACUCGACGGUGGACCCGGGGAACAACAACCAGAUCGACACCGUGCUGAAGAGCGACUUCGAGCCUUACGGGCGGGACUUCUUCCAGGGGAGGCCGACGGGACGAUUCUCGAAUGGUAGGCUCGGAACCGACUUCGUCGGCGAGUUCCUGGGGGUGAAGCCUGCCAUCCCCGCGUACCUGGAUCCCAUGUACAAUAUCAGCGACUUCGCCACCGGAGUCAGCUUUGCCUCUGCCGGAACUGGCUACGACAACGCCACUUCUGACGUGCUGGAUGUUAUACCAUUAUGGCAGGAGGUAGAGUACUUCAAGGACUAUCAGAAGCGAUUAAAACAUUUCUUAGGGGAGGACAAGGCAACGCAGACGAUCAACGGUGCAUUAUACUUAAUCAGCAUAGGAACAAACGACUUCCUGGAGAAUUACUACGCAAUGCCUCAACGACGAACAGAAUUCAGCGUCGAGGAGUAUGAGGACUUUCUGGUGAAGAUUGCCGCCGGAUUCAUCCGGCAAUUGCACGGUUUGGGCGCCCGGAAAAUUUGUCUCUGCGGCAUCGCCCCCAUGGGCUGCCUGCCAUUGGAAAGAACUACCAACUUCUUUAUGGGGAGCGAGUGUAUCGAGGAACUUAAUGAGGUGGCCUUAGCUUUCAAUGCCAAGCUGGGGGCGAUGGUGAAGACGCUGAAUCUUGAGCUUCCGGACAUAAGAUUGACGCUCUCGAAUCCCUACGACGUGCUUCUGGAAGCAAUUCGGAAGCCAUCUUUGCAUGGGUUUGAUGUGGUUUCUCUGGGGUGCUGCUCGACGGGGCUGCUGGAGAUGGGAUAUUUGUGCAACAAGCUCAGUCCCUACACCUGUGAGGAUGCUGACAAGUAUGUAUUUUGGGAUGCUUUCCACCCCACGGAGAAGAUGAACCGCAUCUUCGCACAGCAUUUGGUGAACGACCUCCCACCAUUGUCAUAGAAUAAUUUUUCCAUCAUAUAUAAUGUACACCUCUCAUCUCUUUCUGUUUGAUAUAUAUAUA